CCUUCCUUUGCCUGGUUGUUCGCUGUGAGGCGGCCGUGAUGGGUUCCCGGGCGUCCACGUUGCUUCGGGACGAAGAGAUUGAAGAGAUCAAGAAGGAGACGGGCUUUUCUCACAGUCAGAUUACUCGUCUGUACAGCCGCUUUACCAGCCUGGACAAAGGAGAGAAUGGCACUCUUAGCCGUGAGGAUUUUCAGCGCAUUCCAGAGCUUGCCAUCAACCCGCUAGGAGACCGGAUUAUCAACGCCUUCUUCCCAGAAGGAGAAGACCAGGUAAACUUCCGUGGAUUCAUGAGAACUUUGGCCCACUUCCGCCCCAUUGAAGAUAAUGAGAAAAGCAAAGACCAGAAUGGACCAGAACCGCUCAACAGCCGGAGCAACAAGUUGCACUUUGCUUUUCAACUGUACGAUCUGGAUAAAGAUGACAAGAUUUCCCGGGAAGAGCUUCUUCAGGUGCUGCGGAUGAUGGUUGGUGUAAACAUCUCUGAUGAGCAGCUGGGCAGCAUUGCUGACAGAACUAUCCAGGAGGCUGAUCAGGAUGGUGAUAGUGCUAUUUCUUUUACAGAGUUUGUUAAGGUUUUGGAGAAGGUGGAUGUAGAGCAAAAAAUGAGCAUCCGAUUUCUUCACUGAUGGAUCAAGGUCCCUUCCUUGUUACCCUGAUAUUUAAGCAAUAGAGUUUAUUUGACCCUCCUUUCUCUUGAGCUUUGCUACUGGUACAUGUGAUGUACAUCUCCAAAUCCUUCUCAGUUUGUUCCAUCAACAUGAACAUUCCUUCUGCAUCAGAACAAAAGGACGUGGCUGCAGUGCAGCCUGGAAUGGAGCAGUUGAAAUGAGCCUCUUCCUCACAAC
Messenger RNA from Euleptes europaea (tarantolino), 845 nucleotides. It is a transcript of the gene CHP1, whose product is annotated as calcineurin like EF-hand protein 1. The record is from RefSeq and is a predicted model, not a curated record. The transcript has 7 exons. Gene Ontology annotation, molecular function: calcium ion binding. The coding region runs from base 39 to 626 and encodes 195 amino acids. Lineage: Eukaryota; Metazoa; Chordata; Lepidosauria; Squamata; Sphaerodactylidae.